Arxiozyma heterogenica is the source of this 579-nucleotide messenger RNA. RefSeq lists its product as uncharacterized. The coding region runs from base 1 to 579 and encodes 192 amino acids. NCBI's taxonomy places the organism in Eukaryota, Fungi, Ascomycota, Saccharomycetes, Saccharomycetales, Saccharomycetaceae. The transcript has a single exon. The record is from RefSeq and is a predicted model, not a curated record.
AUGAAAAAAAACUGCCUGCUCCAUUUCCUUUCCGAUUUUCCUUCCUCGUUUAUUUCUCCAUGGAACAUUCUAGAAAAAGAAAUCUUUGUUUUCUUCCCCCUUUCUCAUCAAAAACUCGUAACCAUUGCCUUUCUUUUCCGUCCCCCCUCCCCCUCCCCCUUUUUUUUUCCUGUUUUUCGUUUUCGUUUUCUUUUUUCUUUUUCUUCCCUUUAUUUGUUUCUGUUUACUGUCGUUUCAAAUGAGCUAACAAAAAAAAAAAAAAAGAAAAAGAAAAAGAGAAUGAAACACAGGGAAAAGAUAGCACACCCACACACCCCACCUAACAGGACACUUUUACGUUUUUUUUUUCUGUCUCCUCUGAAGUUCCAGAGGGUUCCAUCGGGUUCCAUCAGGCAUAUUACUAAGGCCAUUGUUUUGCUCUUACUAAGUGGUUUGUCUUUUUUUUUUCCUCUUCUCUUCUCUUCUUUUCUUUUCUUUUCUUUUCUUUUCUUUUCUUUUCUUUUCUUUUGUGUGUGUGUGGUCUUUUUCUUGAUUUUCUAUCUCUGUUGGAAUCACAAAAUGUUCUUUGACGUUCUUUGA